This is a messenger RNA of Phytophthora sojae, 1660 nucleotides long. RefSeq lists its product as hypothetical. The record is from RefSeq and is a predicted model, not a curated record. Gene Ontology annotation, biological process: 'de novo' NAD+ biosynthetic process from L-aspartate. The transcript has 2 exons. Gene Ontology annotation, molecular function: 4 iron, 4 sulfur cluster binding; quinolinate synthetase A activity. Bases 40 to 1599 code for a protein of 519 amino acids. NCBI's taxonomy places the organism in Eukaryota, Oomycota, Peronosporomycetes, Peronosporales, Peronosporaceae.
GCGCGCACUCUCGCUCUCCCUCGCUACUCGAUCUCCACAAUGCGCGCCGCCCUGAAGCUCUCCCGACGCCUGCGCGUACCCGCCGCACACAUUACGCGCGCCCAGUCCACGGCCGCAGCCCCCGCGUCGCUUGCCGCGUCCUGGGACCGCCCUUUCCCCUCCAUUCUGGUUUCCGCCGACGGAGUCUCGGCCCAGGGCUCGUUCGCCGAGGCGCAGGCCAACUACCUCAAGCCCGACAUGCAGGUGGUCGAGGAGCUGGACGCGCUGCUCCACGAGAAGAAGAUGGGCAUUGUCGCGCACUUCUACAUGGACCCGGAGCUGCAGGGCAUCCUCUCGUCGCUCAAGUGGCCGCACACGUUCAUUGCCGACUCGCUGGCCAUGGGCGAGGCCGCCGCCAAGAUGGCCAAGAAGGGCAUCCAGUCGGUGGCCGUGCUGGGCGUCGACUUCAUGUCUGAGAGCGUUCGCGCCAACCUGGACUCGAACGGCUUCGAGCACAUCCCCGUGUACCGCCUGGCCGAGCAGAAGAUUGGCUGCAGUCUGGCCGAGUCGGCAGAGAAGCAGGCGUACCUGGCCUACCUGACGAAGGCCGCCAAGACGCCCAACAGCCUGCACAUCGUGUACAUCAACACGUCGCUGCGCAGCAAGGCGUUCGCGCACGACCUCGUGCCCACGAUCACCUGCACGUCCUCCAACGUGGUGCAGACGGUCUUGCAGGCGUUUGCGCAGGUGCCGGACAUCAACGUCUGGUACGGCCCCGACACGUACAUGGGUGAGAACCUGCAGCAGAUGUUCGAGCACAUUGCGCAGCUCCCCGACGACAAGAUCCGUCAGAUCCACCCGCAGCACAACCGCCAGACCAUAGCCGAGCUGCUCACGCGCUUCGACUACUUCAAGGAGGGGAACUGUGUGGUGCACCACAUGUUCGGCGACAAGGUGACCCAGCGCGUGCGCGACGAGUACAGCCACGCCUACCAUACGGCGCACUUCGAGGUGCCCGGCGAGAUGUUCACGCUGGCGAUGGAGGCGCAGAACGAGGGCCGCGGUGUGGUGGGAUCGACGUCGAACAUCCUUAACUUCAUCAAGGCCAAGACGGCGGAGGCUGUCCAGAACCAGUCAGGAGAGAAGCUGAGCUUCGUGCUGGGCACGGAGGCCGGCAUGAUCACUGCCAUCGUGCGCGGUGUGCAGGAGACGCUGAACGCGCAGCCGGGUGGUGUCAAGCCGGAGGUCGAGAUCAUCUUCCCCGUGUCGGCGGAUGCUGUCGCUACGGAAGGUGAGGAGCUGGUGCCUGGUGUCGCCGGCGGCGAGGGAUGCUCGACUGCUGGUGGCUGCGCCACCUGCCCGUUCAUGAAGAUGAACGACAUCGAUGCUCUGUUCUGCGUGGUCGAAGGCGUGUCGGCGAACGCGACUGGCGCCGACCCGCUGGAGAACUUCUACCCUCAGAAGUACAGCGAGCUGAUCCAGGGCAAGACCGUCACGGACGUCGGUGUGCAGCCGAUUCUGCACAUGAAGUCCUUUAUGGACGGACAGAAGUUUUCAGAUGCCCUUGUGAAGGAUAUCCAGACCCGGACACCCGGCGCUGGAUGCCCGAGCUCGAACUAAGCGCGGGCUCAAAUGUAAUCUGCGCUGUAUUUCAAAGAUAAUGUUACCGUUCUUGACUCGG